UUAUAUUUUUUAUAUCUUUGUAGUUUAAUUGAACAUAAUAUAAUUACUAUAAUGGUAAUAUUAGUGUUAUUGUGUUUAAUAAAUGUCGUGGUUUGUGAAAGAUGCCCUGUUGCUAAGUAUGGUGACAACUGUGAAUAUACUUGCAAAUACCCUCAUUGUUUCUGCAAUUCAUAUUCACACUGUGGGUCGUGUGAAGAAGGAUAUUGGAACAUUAGUGAAAACUGCACGUCUACAUGCAUUCCUGCAACAUGCACAUGCACCAACUAUACAAAGUGUAUUUCUUGUAUAGACGGAUAUUAUGGAUUGGAGAGUAAAUGUGACAAGAAGUGCUAUUCUGGAUGCAAUGUUAAUAAAUGUUAUAAUAACGGAACGUGUGAAUGUAAGGCAAACUUUACUGGCAGUAAAUGUGACUUGUGUGUAGAUGGCCGAUAUGGAGCGAACUGUUCUAUGCAAUGCAGCCGAGGUUGUGAGGGGAAUAUUUGCAACUUGCGUGAUGGAACAUGCAACUGCAUUCGAAAUUAUAGUGGUGUAAAAUGUGAAUAUUGCAUAGAAGGUCACUACGGAAAAGACUGUCUUAAUACAUGUAGCAUUGGUUGCUUUGAAAAUACUUGUUCUUCUUCCGACGGAACAUGUGAUUGUAAAGAAUAUUACAAAGGUGAUAAAUGUGAUACGUGUGUCGAUGGCAAGUAUGGAGCAUACUGCUUAUUGCAAUGCAGCCGAGGUUGUGAGCGUAGCACAUGCAGUUCAACAGAGGGAUCAUGCAACUGCCAUAUACAUUAUAGUGGUGGAAAAUGUGAAAACUGUAUGACAGGUUGGUAUGGAGAUAACUGUUCAAAACAAUGUAGCCAGGGUUGCCUAGACAAUACUUGCUCUCAUACUGACGGAAAGUGUGAUUGUAAAGACUUUUACAGAGGUGAUAAAUGUGACAUGUGUGUAGACGGGAUGUACGGUGGACAUUGUUUAAAUAAAUUGGAACAAAAUCCUGCCAACAAAACAGACAGUGUUCCAGCUGGUGUACUAACGUGGGGAGUUAUUACUGCUGUGGUGGUGCUAGUUGCUGCUGCCGCUCUAACGGUCAAACGAAGAUUAUCACAAAAGGUAGCAAAAUGCCAUAGAACCGAGCGAAGUACUACACAUCAGGGAGAGGAAUCAGCUCAAACCGAACCAUACGAAGCAUUAAAUAGCAGCCGCAUGGAAGAAAGUGAUAGUAGAGAUAUCUACACAAGACUGUUCAUGACUGCACCUACUGCAAUGACUGAACGUGUCAACCCUGACUGUAGUGCUACGAAUAUGUUGAAUGUUAUAGAAGGUAAAGCAGCCCAAUCGAACACAUAUGAACCAUAA
Molecule: messenger RNA, 1344 nt
Organism: Mya arenaria
Lineage: Eukaryota; Metazoa; Mollusca; Bivalvia; Myida; Myidae
Product: multiple epidermal growth factor-like domains protein 10
Exons: 4
Coding region: 52-1344 (430 amino acids)
Source: RefSeq, a predicted model, not a curated record